This is a messenger RNA of Artibeus jamaicensis (Jamaican fruit-eating bat), 712 nucleotides long. RefSeq names its product galectin 7B (gene LGALS7B). Lineage: Eukaryota; Metazoa; Chordata; Mammalia; Chiroptera; Phyllostomidae. The record is from RefSeq and is a predicted model, not a curated record. The coding region runs from base 222 to 638 and encodes 138 amino acids. The transcript is spliced from 4 exons. Gene Ontology annotation, molecular function: carbohydrate binding.
CUCAAAGGAGCGAGGCAGUUCACCUGGGAACCUUGAGUGAGUGGAGGAGGGUGGGAGGGUGCUGGGCCCCCCAGAGCCCCAGGGCCAGGGCCUGUGCCAGGUGUGGGUGGUGGGUGUGGAAAGACAGUGGUGAGUCAUCAGGCCCUGGCACGCCCUGCUUUUACUUAAGGUUUGCAGCAGACCUACCCACCACCACCGUUGCCUGCCCCAGCGUCCCAGCCAUGGCCGGGAGCUCUAACGUGCCCCACAAGACCUCGCUGCCGGAGGGCGUCAGAGUGGGCACCGUGAUGAGGAUUCGAGGUGCUGUCCCCGACAAUGCUGGCAGGUUCCAUGUGAACCUGCUGUGCGACCAGGAGGGUGGCGAUGCUGCCCUGCAUUUCAACCCCCGGCUGGACGAGUCCGUGGUGGUCUUCAACACCAAGGAGCAGGGCUCCUGGGGCAAGGAGGAGCGUGGCCAUGGGCUCCCCUUUCAGCGUGGGCAGCCCUUUGAAGUGCUCCUCAUCGCCACUGAAGAAGGCUUCAAGACGGUGGUCGGGGACGCGGAGUAUCACCACUUCCGUUACCGCAUCCCGCCGGCGCGCGUGCGCGCAGUGGAGGUGGGCGGGGACCUGCAGCUGCAGUCGGUGAAGAUCUUCUGAGCCUGGCCGCCGGUGGAGUCUGGGACCCGGAUCGCAAAUAAAGUCUUAGCCCCUCAUGUGGGGGCCGCCUCUGA